Messenger RNA from Dromaius novaehollandiae (emu), 2132 nucleotides. RefSeq names its product ring finger protein, transmembrane 1 (gene RNFT1). The transcript is spliced from 9 exons. Bases 150 to 1319 code for a protein of 389 amino acids. Gene Ontology annotation, biological process: positive regulation of ERAD pathway. The record is from RefSeq and is a predicted model, not a curated record. Gene Ontology annotation, cellular component: endoplasmic reticulum. Lineage: Eukaryota; Metazoa; Chordata; Aves; Casuariiformes; Dromaiidae. Gene Ontology annotation, molecular function: ubiquitin protein ligase activity.
CCCUCACGGCUCCUCCUCUUCCUCCCCCCGCCGCGCCCGCCCCUUCGGCCUCGGCGAUGGAGGCGGCGGUGGCGGCGCCGGGCGGCAGGCGCUGGCCGCCCCCUGAGGAGGCAAAGUAGCGAGAAUCUGGAGCAGAAAAAAAUCCCACCAUGCAACCACAUUGCAGUCAUCUCCACAAUAUCCAAGGGAAUGGUGAUGAUUCUUCAUCUUCUCAGAAUGUCCAUGCAGUGAGACUGCCAGGAGAAAGCUCAUGCCAUCAUAGUGGAGAUGUUCGCGUACAGCUAAGCUCUGCUGUGGGAGAAGCUAGAGAAAAUGCAAGUUCCCGGCAUUCGAGGCCAGGCUGCCAAAGUCACUCACACGGACAUGCCCAUGGCGAAGCAGGGGGGCUCAAUGAUGCCACUCCAGACUUGGAGGAACACAGUGGCAGCUCCCUCUCAGAGCUCAGAUACCUUCUUCAGUGGCUGCACAAAAGUCUGCCAUAUAUCUUGAUUCUGUGUGUCAAAUUGAUCACGCAGCACAUAAUUGGCAUUUCUCUUGGAAUUGGGCUGCUAACGACUUUUAUAUAUGCAAACAAAAGCAUAGUAAAUCAGGUUUUUCUAAGAGAACGGUGCUCCAAGUUGCAGUGUGCUUGGCUACUAGUAUACCUAUCUGGAUCAUCUCUCCUCGUGUAUUACACCUUUCAUUCUCAGUCACUGUAUUACAGCUUAAUCUUUUUAAACCCUACUGUGGAUUUCAUGAGCUUCUGGGAGGUACUUUGGAUUGUGGGAAUCACAGACUUUAUUCUGAAAUUCCUCUUCAUGGGCUUCAAAUGCUUUAUACUCUUGGUGCCUUCUUUCAUGAUGUCUUUUAAAUCCAAGGGCUACUGGUACAUGCUGUUAGAAGAACUCUGCCAGUAUUACCGUAUGUUUGUCCCCAUACCAGUUUGGUUCCGUUAUCUUAUUGGCUAUGGGGAGCUUGACAGUGCACUAGGAUGGACCCUUGGGAUACUGCUGGGCCUACUCUACCUCAUCCUAAAACUUUUGAACUUUUUUGGACAAUUGAGAAACUUUAAACAGGUUUUACGGAUAUUUUGUACACGACCACACUAUGGAGUGACAGCUAGCAAGAGACAGUGUUCUGAAUCGGAUGAGAUUUGUUCAAUCUGCCAAGCUGAAUUUCAGAAGCCUAUUCUGCUUAUCUGUCAGCACACAUUUUGUGAAGAAUGCAUCUCUUUAUGGUUUAAUAGAGAAAAAACAUGUCCACUCUGCAGAACUGUUAUUUCAGACCAUGUUAACAAGUGGAAGGAUGGAGCUACUUCUAUGCAUCUACAGAUUUUCUAAAGCAUGUCAGAUGACUUCAGUUUUACAGUUUGUUCAAAUUAAGGGUUUGCGGCUUAUUGCAGCUAUGAUUGUAGGUGGCAUAGGGAAAGACUUUACAAAUUUUGGAUAGCUAGGAUUUUAUGCUUCUAUGAAAUGUUCCAAUAUUUAAAACAGUACAGAAAUGUACACUUGUCUUUAAGUGUUAAAAAAAAAAAAAUUCAGAAUGAAGGCACAAAAGCCAGCAUUACUUCUCUCAUGAUUCUUCCAGGAAACAGUCAAAUCCUUGAAAAUGCUGCAUUACUGCUUGCAGAAGCUUCUUAAUUCAGCAUUUUAUUCAAAGGUAUAAAUAGUAUUCCAGACUGUAUUUAUUUUUUCAACAUUACUCAAACUAAAAGGUCACCCUACAGGUUAUAUUCAGGUUAUGAGCAAUUUUUGUAGUUUGGACUACAAUGGGAAUUAGAGGUACUUGCCACACUUGGUAUUUUAAAGAUCAUUUAAUGCUAGCCCAACAGAUCAGAGAAAUCAACUUUUUAUUGAUGUGUCUAUAACUACUACUUUUCAUUGUACCUGGAGAUAAGCCACAAGAAUAGGAUGUUUGCCCUUUGGCUUCUUGUAGAUUUCUAAUGGAUCUUAGGCUUAAUACAUAAACCAACCACUGAUGGUAGUUUUUUACAUAGCAUUUUAUAAAGCUGAUAUUUUUAAAGCAAAUCUUUAAUACUAUAUUUUUUGUCGUAACAGGCAACCAGAUUUUCUUAUGGGGAGAAUCUAUUUUAUACUAUAUUUGCAAUUUGUAGUGUGCAUAAAAAUCAGAGAGAAUAAAUGCAUUUAAAUCUA